Messenger RNA from Propithecus coquereli (Coquerel's sifaka), 477 nucleotides. RefSeq names its product beta-defensin 121-like. NCBI's taxonomy places the organism in Eukaryota, Metazoa, Chordata, Mammalia, Primates, Indriidae. The record is from RefSeq and is a predicted model, not a curated record. Gene Ontology annotation, biological process: innate immune response. Gene Ontology annotation, cellular component: extracellular region. The coding region runs from base 157 to 408 and encodes 83 amino acids. The transcript is spliced from 2 exons.
CUGUCCUUCAGCCUAGCUGACCUCAUCGAAAUCCCCUCCUGUUCUAAUUCGCUGCCCACGGCCCUGCCGAUAAAAGGGAGGCUCAUCCCUGCUGCAGGGAACUCUGUUUCCAUCCCCUGCAGCUCAGCCGCCUCCUUCUCUCGGGUCCUGCCAGCCAUGAAGCUUCUUUUCCUGUUGCUUGCCCUCCUCCUGGCCACAGAACCAGUGGCAUCAGGAGAAUGUUGGAUGGAUGGACACUGCCGGUUGGUGUGCAAAAAUGAUGAAGACAGCAUCUCACGCUGCCGAAAUCGUAAACGGUGCUGUGUCCCUAGUCGUUAUUUAACAAUCCAACCAGUAACAGUUGAUGGAAUCCUUGGCUGGACCACUGCUCAGACGCCCACUCCAGCCACAACUAAGAAGACAAACUAGAAAUCAUGUAUAGAAAUGACUUCGUUUCAGGUUCCUUAGUGUCCACAUCCCAUUAAACUCACAAAUUUG